UGGCAUUUGUUUUGUGCGCGUGAAAUUUCGUGAAUAUACUUUUGUUUUUAAUUUAUAAACAAAUUAUAGAUUGAACAAAUUAAAAUUCAUAAUCACAGUAAAUAUAUUGAAAUUAUUAUUAACAUAAAAAACAAUGGAAGAAGAUAACGAUGAUUUACAUUUGACAACACAAGAACUUGUUCUGCUUUCGGAUUUGGACAGUACUUAUUACGGAUUUUUACCAAUUUUACCAAAUGAAAAUGCAAAAAUUCGUUUUUUAUUGAUGAAAGCAGUAAAAAACCUAGAAGGACUUCUAAUUAAAGCCAGAAAGCAAAAAUUAGCACAACAAACAAAACAAUCUCAAAUUAUUAAAAAUAAUGAAAAUUUAUCAUCAAAUGAUUUGAAUCUAAAUUUAGAUAGUAAAGUGAAAGAAGAAACAAUGGAUAUUGAUAUAGAACCACAAGAAAAAGUAGAAAAGUCGAAUAAAGGAGAUCCAAAUACAAUGGCUGAUGGGACUCCUAUUAAAUUAGAAGUUGAAGAUAUUGAAAUGGAGGAUCUGUCAUUAAAUGAAAUUGAAAGAGUAAGACAUUUACAAAGGGAUAAAGAAAAAGCUAAAGAAGAAGUUUUUGUCGAUCCAAAAACGUAUUGCACAUUGGGACAUUUUAAUUUACUGUUAGAAGAAAAUGCUAAAGCACUUUCUGCAUAUAGAAUUUAUUUAAAAUUAAGAGAUGAAACUUAUUGGAGAGAUAAAUCUUUUUUAUAUGGAAUAGGACUUAUUUAUUUUAAUUUAAACUACUAUCAAUUGUAA
Molecule: messenger RNA, 787 nt
Organism: Condylostylus longicornis
Lineage: Eukaryota; Metazoa; Arthropoda; Insecta; Diptera; Dolichopodidae
Exons: 3
Coding region: 134-787 (217 amino acids)
Source: RefSeq, a predicted model, not a curated record